This is a messenger RNA of Salvia hispanica, 498 nucleotides long. The record is from RefSeq and is a predicted model, not a curated record. Lineage: Eukaryota; Viridiplantae; Streptophyta; Magnoliopsida; Lamiales; Lamiaceae.
AUGAUCAACUGCCAACAUCUGCAGAGCGUUGAUGUUGGUGAUAAUGAAAUACGAGGUGCAUUUCCCUUCUGGAUGGAAACACUCCCUCAACUUCGCGUCCUCGUCUUGAGGUCUAACAAGUUGAGUGGUACUAUGUUGGUGGCUUCGAAGAUUGAGCAUCCGUUUCCAAAGUUGCAAGUCUUGGAUAUAGCAAGAAAUGCAUUUGAUGGCUCUUUACCUAUAGAUAUUUCAAGAAUUUUGGAGGAUAAGCUCCAAACAUAUUUUGACUUAAGUGUCACUUUGAAAGGUUUGGAUCAAACAUUCAAUAAAUUGUUGGAUACGCUUACAACGAUAGACUUAUCUUCCAAUAAAUUCUCUGGGAAUAUACCAGUUUCCAUUGGAAAUCUUAAUUCUCUGAGAUACUUGAAUUUGUCCCGCAAUAACCUCACAGGACAGAUUCCUGUGUCUCUUGGGAAUAUAAGUAUUCUUGAGUCAUUGGAUUUGUCGUGGAACAAUUGA